This is a messenger RNA of Vespa mandarinia (Asian giant hornet), 1292 nucleotides long. It is a transcript of the gene aPKC, whose product is annotated as protein kinase C iota type. Lineage: Eukaryota; Metazoa; Arthropoda; Insecta; Hymenoptera; Vespidae. Gene Ontology annotation, biological process: establishment or maintenance of cell polarity; protein phosphorylation. The record is from RefSeq and is a predicted model, not a curated record. Gene Ontology annotation, molecular function: protein binding; protein serine/threonine kinase activity; ATP binding.
UCACGGGUGAAUCACACCUCCUUGAGCUCGUACGCGCAUAAACGAAGUUUAAUUGAUAUUAAGAGGGGACAAUUAUCAAGGAUCUGGAACUGUGAGCAGCUUCAACCGCUUCUCCGACAGUUCGCCGUUUGCCGACUACCGUAACGUGGAUAUUUACUAGCUUUCAAAAUUUCUAUUUUUAUCCCUUGUGUUCCCGGUUUAUCUACGUUGUUUCCGUUUCAUCUCCAGCGUCUCUAAUAGUGAUAUUUUACGAUAAUACAUUGUGUUAUUUCAUUCGUCAAUAAGAAUAAGAUUUAGGAUCAUUUUAUUUUUAUCAUUUUAGUUAUUUUUUUUAUCAUUUUAAACUUUUAUCUUAAUGCGCGAUUAUAUUUUAAGAUUUCACUUGAAAAAUCAGAUAAACAGUCGUUGAAAGUGUUUUUCUUUUUCUUUUUUUUUUUUUUUUUUACCUUUUUCUGAUCUAUCAUAAAUUCUUAUUUCAAAAUUAGAUAUCAAUGAUACUAAAGUUUUUAAGAGCAAACGAUACCUAUUGUUGGAGAUGUGAUGGAGUUUGUUACAUAAUUACAUGUUGUCCUACAUUUUGACAUUGACAUGCUUUUGUAAUAGAUUUUGAUAUAACUAUGUCAAAUUGAUACUGUGGGUUAAAAAAGUAUUAUAAUAUCAAUGUGAUCAUGAUACCGAACAGAUUGUCUGAUAGUGGACAGAGUAAUAUGACAACAAGCACUCAAUUUGUGUUAUAUUUACAUAAAACAAGAAGAACUGAUGUAUCUUUUUUUAAUUCAUAUUACUUUUUCAAUAUGACACUUGGUCGUGUUUUUAAGGGUAAGGGACAACCUAAAGGGCAAGCAAGAAUGCCUGCGGAGAUGGACAUACGCGUCAAAGUUAUAUAUAAUGGGGAGGUCCAAAUUACAUACGUGACGGCCGGGAUCUCGGUGGAUACGUUGCGGGAGGAGAUGAGAGCGAUAUGCGGGUUCGGUGGCGCAGGGCCAGGUUCAGGGCCGGACCAACAAUUCACCAUGAAGUGGGUCGAUGACGAGGGGGAUCCUUGCAGAAUCGCGUCGCAGGAAGAAUUAGACGAAGCGCUGCGACUGUACGAACUAGAAAAGGACACGGAAAUAACGAUACACGGUGUCUAAAGAAGACUGAAAGGAAGGAAGUUGAAAGAGAGAGGUCGCAAAAGAGGCGGUAAACGUACAUCGAUCGAGGCAGCGAUUCGUCGCACGCUCAUCCGGAUUCCUGUGAAAGAGAGAGAAGGAAAGAGCGAGAGAAAGUGCGAGACGCAUCAAAAGGGAGGG